Molecule: messenger RNA, 654 nt
Organism: Racocetra persica
Lineage: Eukaryota; Fungi; Glomeromycota; Glomeromycetes; Diversisporales; Gigasporaceae
Source: the annotation of a GenBank genome assembly
AUAGAUUUUGUGUGUCCAAAUUACCUUGGAACACUCGAAGACUUUAAAAGAGUUUACAUUAACCCAAUCGAAUAUGGACUUUAUGAAUCUGUUGAUUCUCAAGAAAAGAAGACAUCAAGGAAAAUGCUUUUUGUACUUAGUCGUAUAAUAGAGGACGUCGUUCAUAGGCGGAAUGUAUCGAUACUUGAACGUGAACUUCCACCGAAAAGUGAAUUCCUUAUCACAUGCCGAAUGAUGGACCGACAAUUGGAGCUUUAUAAAUCUCUUAUCAAAAAACUUAGCGCAGUAGGUGCGGGUGGACAAGUAAUACGAUACGCCGAUCUUUUAAGCAUUCUUUGCAAUCAUCCAUCUAUUUUCUUUAAUACCUUGGAUAAGGAGAAUAAAAAUAUGACUGAAAGUAAUACACUUAUACCUGCCAACGAGUCAAAAACUGUACGUGAAUAUAUGCAUAAUAUUUGUCGUGAAUAUAAAGGUCUUGAUGAAAUUUCUGAGUCGAGUAAAAUGCAAAUUCUCAAAGAGAUCUUAAUUAAGUGUGAGCAAAUAGGAGACAAGGUCAUUGUAUUCUCAAAAUCAAUACCAACAUUGAAUUAUAUAGAAAGGAUGAUUCUCAAAAGUGAUACCUAUAUACGGAUUGAUGGAGAGACGCAAACUAAA